This is a messenger RNA of Stomoxys calcitrans (stable fly), 1287 nucleotides long. It is a transcript of the gene Syx16, whose product is annotated as syntaxin-16. NCBI's taxonomy places the organism in Eukaryota, Metazoa, Arthropoda, Insecta, Diptera, Muscidae. The record is from RefSeq and is a predicted model, not a curated record. The transcript has 3 exons. Gene Ontology annotation, cellular component: SNARE complex; membrane; endomembrane system. Bases 99 to 1139 code for a protein of 346 amino acids. Gene Ontology annotation, biological process: vesicle fusion; vesicle-mediated transport; intracellular protein transport. Gene Ontology annotation, molecular function: SNARE binding; SNAP receptor activity.
CAUCUGUUUUGAUUUUUGUGUAGCCAUGAAAGUAAAAUUUUCUUCAAUAGUUUAAUUUAUUUAAUUUAAGAAAAGGAAACAGUACGAAAACGAAAAAUAUGUCUUCCCGCAAUCUGUCGGAGGUCUUUAAUAUAAUGCGUAAUAAUGCAUCAAAAAAUAGAAGCCUCUAUUCAGACGACAGAAACGGUACUGAUGCUGAACUUUUGUUGAAACGAUCCAUACAUGAUGCCGAAGAAGGCCUAGAACUAAGGGAUGAUUAUGGAGCUCAACCUGCAUGGAUAGACAAAUUGGAAGAGGCUCAAUAUACCAUGUCAAAGAUAAAACCCAAGUUAGACGAACUUGGUUCCCUGCAGGCGCGAUCUCUGCUACGACCAGCUUUCGAUGAAAGUCAAGAGGAUGAAGUGGAAAUGGAAAAGUUAAGCCAAGAGAUAGCCAAAUUGAUUACUUCAACACAUCGCCAUGUACAAUGCAUUCGCUAUAGUCUGGGUGAAGGUGGCAAAUUGCAACAACGGCUCACAGCCAAUGUGGUCACCUACAUUAUGCUAAGCCUCCAAGAGCUGACCUUGAAAUUCCGCUAUAGUCAAAAUUCUUAUUUAAAACAACUUAAUUCGCGCGAGGAACGUUCCCAAAAAUUCUUUGAUGACUUUGCCAAUGUACCCCCAGGAGGAGAACGAGACAAUUAUGUUGACUCAUUUGAUAAUUUCUUGCAACCAGCCUCCACAAAUCGCAGUAACUAUUUUCAAGAUGACGACGACGAUGAGGCCAAACAAAAUGAAUUAGAUCAACAUUUCCAAAGACCUAUGGCGAAUCGUAUGACCGAACAGCAACUGCUGCUAUUCGAAGAGGAAAAUACACGUUUAGCAUUGAAUCGUGAUGAGGAAGUUUCAAAAGUCGUCAAAAGUAUUUACGAUCUCAAUGACAUAUUCAAAGACUUGGGACAAAUGGUACAGGAACAAGGCACAGUCCUUGAUCGCAUAGACUAUUCCAUAGAACAAACACAGACAAGAGUCUCAGAGGGGGUUAGGCAACUACAAAAAGCCGAAAUGUAUCAAAGAAAGAAUCGUAAGAUGUGUGCAAUAUUGGUGCUGGCUGGUAUAACGCUAUUCCUUUUAAUCUUGCUUAUAAUUACUAAACUAUAGAAGUGGGUGAAAGACCCCCACUGGCAUAUCGUAUAAUAAAAAUUAAUAUUACAUGUGUCGUCCACUUCAGUUAUUUGUUUAAUUGUGUACUUGUAUUAAAAUCUUAAUUUAUAAAAAUAUAUAUAUAUACUUCAUAUUUAAAACUAAA